AUGUCCUUCGCCCGCACCUCCCUCGGUCUGGCCACCCGCCUCGCCGUCUCCAGGCGAGCGCCAUCAGCCGCCCCAGUCGUCGCCCGCCGCCUGCUCUCCUCGUCCCCACGGCGGCUGGCAGUGGAGAACCCGCUCGCGCAGGUGGUGCCCGAGAGCAGCGGCAACUUGAAGUCGGCAGGGCUCGGCAAGGGCGCGUUCGACGCCGCCCAGGAGCCAGACAAGGACGUCGACAUCUACAAAGAGGGCUAUGGCGCCCUCGACAAGGCCGUCCACCUCUACUUCUUGACAGAAAUCAUGAAGGGCAUGUGGCUCGUCUUUGAGCAGUUCUUCCGCGCACCGUACACCAUCAUGUAUCCCUUCGAGAAGGGCCCGCUCUCACCACGCUUCCGUGGCGAGCACGCCCUCCGGAGAUAUCCCAGCGGCGAGGAGCGCUGCAUCGCUUGCAAGUUGUGCGAGGCAAUCUGCCCGGCGCAAGCCAUCACCAUCGAGAGCGAGGCGCGGUUGGACGGCUCGAGGCGUACAACAAAAUAUGAUAUCGACAUGACCAAGUGCAUCUACUGCGGUUACUGCCAGGAAGCAUGCCCAGUCGACGCCAUUGUGGAGACUCAGAACCAGGAGUUUUCCACGGAGACGAGGGAGGAGUUGCUAUACAACAAGGAGAAGCUCUUGGCAAACGGUGACAGGGCAGAGACUGAAAUUGCGGCCAACUUGUAUGCUGACCACGUCUACCGGUAA
Molecule: messenger RNA, 735 nt
Organism: Peniophora sp. CBMAI 1063
Lineage: Eukaryota; Fungi; Basidiomycota; Agaricomycetes; Russulales; Peniophoraceae
Source: the annotation of a GenBank genome assembly